Molecule: messenger RNA, 714 nt
Organism: Spirodela intermedia
Lineage: Eukaryota; Viridiplantae; Streptophyta; Magnoliopsida; Alismatales; Araceae
Source: the annotation of a GenBank genome assembly
AUGUCGAAGGAGGAGCCUCUCGCAUCCGGCAUGUCUCUCCAGAGAAUUGGCGUCGAACCUGUCACAAAUAGCGAUUCAGGUGGCGACGUGGAAGUUCCCCGCAAGAAGCCCAGCAGACGCCGGCGGUGCGCCAUCUGCUGCUGUGUCUGCUGCGGCGUCUCUGUAGUGAUCCUCGGCAUCGUCAUACUCAUCCUCGCUCUAACUAUUUUCAAGGUGAAGGACCCCGUGCUGACCCUGAAUUCCGUGGCGUUCUCCGGUGUCGACGUGAGCCUGUUCAGUCAGUCUGGGCGCCAAGUUCCGGUAAAUGCUACGAUGAAUGCCGAUAUCUCAAUCAAGAAUCCAAACGCGGCCUCUUUUCGUUUCCGCAACAGCACGACCGUGUUCUACCACGACGGAAAGGAGGUGGGAGUGGCCUACGCUCCCAAUGGUAACGCUAGGGCUCACCGAACGGUCAGGUUUAACGCGACUGUGGACGUGUUCGCCGAGAAAGCUGUCGCGAUUCUGACGACGAAUUUGAGCAAAACCUUGCAGUUACUAGGGGGAAACAGCGUGAACAUCAAUCUGCGCAGUUUCACGGAGGUCGACGGGCGAGUAAAUCUCUGGGGGCUGUACAAGAAAAACCUAGAGGUAAAGAUGAACUGUACCAUGACUCUGGAGUAUGCCCUUGCCGCGCAGGUCAUCAGCAACAAGGAUUGCAGAGCUACCGUCAAUUAG